AAAUAUGGUCAUGCUUUCAAGGUCUGCGAAGCAAGAACUGUUUAUAUGAGCUUAGUGAAUGAUGUGUACGUAGAAAGGAAGAAACUCAGAUUUUUUCUAUAAAUCAUAAUUUUAUUCUUGUUUGAGAGAAAUGCUUUAUGCUUAAAGCAUUUUCUUUGCUACUCGUGUGCAUUGUAAAAAUGCAGGUCAGUGCAAAUUAUGUGAAUUCUUUGGUGGAUAGUUUGAAUAGAGAAUAUGGUGGUUUAGGCUUCGAAUUUAAACCUUUCAAAGUUGGCUGGUAUAAUUCCUUGGUGCAGUCUAUUUUUAAACUUAAUUAUGAUGAAAACAAUGUAGCAUUUCUCAUAAUAAGUAUACCAAAGAUGUUUGAAAAUGCAUUUAUACCAUUUUUAAAGCAGAAGAAUAAUGAGGUUUCUGGACUGAAUGAUCCUAUUGAUGAAUGUAUGAUGUUUUAUCUUUCAAAAAUAAGUCAGUUAUUUCCUGAUCACAAAAUCAAAGUGGUUCAUGAUUUUGAACUUCAUCCAAAUAGACGUCCAAAAUUGGUUAUGCAGAGUGUUGCUCAUGCCUCAGGUGCUGCUUAUCUUUAUCAUCCAAACAGUAUAAAUAACACUAAAAAUAAAAAAAUGUUUGGUGUGUGCAUUCAUCCGCAAUAUGGUGGAUGGUUUGCUUUGCGUGCGGUAGCAUUUUUUGAAGAUCUGCAGUGUUCAGAUCUACCUCAAACAUUUCCAAAGGAUGUUGUUCCAUCUGAAGAAGACAGAACUAAAUUACUUGAAUUGUAUAAUUUUCAUUGGGAAGAUUGGAGGUUUCGUGAUAUUAUUCCUGUUACUGAAAAAUAUUCAGAUCUGCAAAUAAAGUAUUUUUCAACUCCUCCAGGAAACAGAGGUGAAAUAAUUAAUGAUAUAUUGAAGUCUUACAAUUUAUGACACCACUAAGAGUUUCUUUUUAGUUAUGUUUAAACAUAUUUCAAAGUUGGAUCUGAUUUAUAAUAUUUUCUUGUGGCAUUUAAUUUUCAUUUUGUAUGUGUUGUUAAUUAUUUGUUUUAUGUUUUUUAAGUGGUGCGGUUUUUGAUGUAGGUAACAUUUCUUUGCUAUGAAUCUCAUGUUAAUAAUUAUUUGAAAAUUUAGUUAAAGUUGUUUUUUCAAAUCUGAUUUAAGUUGCUCCUUAUAUACAUAUAUAUAUUUGUUGUUUAAAUGUUUUAUUAAGUCUUAUCUUUGAGUGCAUAGUAUGAAAGUGCUCAAAUAUAAAAUGUCAUAUACUAUUACAAACGAAUCGAAUUGAAAUAUUUAUUUUCAAAUAGAUCUGAUUUGUUUAUAGUUUCUUGUUUUAAAUUUCUUUCUCUCCCCCCCCACACUUUUCGAUUUAUUGCAUUUGUGUUUUCUUGUAGGAAAAAUUACCUUACAUAUUUUUUAAAGCACAAGAUAAUUCUUUUUUUUAUUUAGUUGUUAACAUUCUGUUAAUUACCAUACUCAUUACAGUAGCAUGUAGUAUUUCUCUUAAUUUUAAAACUGAGAUAUGUACAUGUUUGUAAAAGGAAUUAAACAUAAAGUAAUGAAGCAAUAUUAGCCAUAAUUAUGGAGGAUGGGAGGCAAAAAAUUAUUCAUUGAUAUAGGAUUAUUAUAUGUAAACAAGGAUGAAUCAAAGCAUACUGUCAGAGUUUUAUCAAAGUACUAGUUUGUGUUAUCAUUCAUAUAAAUAGCAUGAAAACUAAAGACUUAGUGUUACAUUUAUUGUAUAUAGCACUGAGUUAGAUAACACUUUAACAAGCAAAGUAGUGUUGCAAAGGAAACAUUAUGUUGUGAAAUAAAAUAAAGAAAAAAUGAAGAAAAAUUUAACCAGAAGAAAAUGAAGUUAUUUUUGUUGUACUGUAGUUCAUUUCAUUUGGAAAUUGGCUAUCUAGCUGCCUUCUUCCAACUUCUUUUUUCAGUUAGUCAAGAAAAUUUUUUAAAAAAUGGGAAGUUCCAAUAAUAGUAAAAUAUUAUGCAUGUAUUGAGAGUGUGCCUAGAAAUAGCAAUCCUUUGGCUUACUGAGAAAGCGCACACUUUCUUCUCCUGUUUCUAAAACUUUCUUAAUUACACUUUUAGAGGGAAAGCAUUUAGCGUUAAUCCUGCUAUAAUACAGUCAAAAGUCGUUAAUCCGGACUCGUCGGGACUUCGGCGAUUCCGGAUUAUCGAUUUUUCCGGAUUAUAGAUCAUCAGUUUAAAUCUCGUAAGAUGGCAUGCAGAAAUUCUAAAAUUA
This is a messenger RNA of Stegodyphus dumicola, 2232 nucleotides long. RefSeq names its product cyanocobalamin reductase / alkylcobalamin dealkylase-like. Gene Ontology annotation, molecular function: FAD binding; cyanocobalamin reductase (cyanide-eliminating) (NADP+) activity; demethylase activity. Gene Ontology annotation, biological process: cobalamin metabolic process. The record is from RefSeq and is a predicted model, not a curated record. Lineage: Eukaryota; Metazoa; Arthropoda; Arachnida; Araneae; Eresidae. Gene Ontology annotation, cellular component: cytoplasm.